UGCUUUAAAAGUUUCAUUGAGCAUUCUGUGUAUUACACUUGACAAAGGGCCAGGAGGCUCGAAACAUGUAGUGUGAAACACAAAUAAAUUCACUUGAGCAGUUGUUCUGCCUCUCAGGCUCUUCCUUGCCUAAAUCUUAUUGUUCCAGUUUGAAGUGUACCCAGGUGGAGGUACUUAACAAGGAUUGAAGCCGACGAAUUGUAUGCAGAAGGGUUACAGGUAACAGUCACCAGACUGAUUUGAUUAUAUUUUCCACCAGACUGUUACCAUUACCCCAGCGUUAAAGAAAUGACAGAAAGAGAUUACUCAGAAUUAUCCAACAAAGGCGCAAAUACUUUUGCCUACAGUGAUGAAGAUAUUAAUCGAAUCCUGUCUAGUUUGGAAACUGAGCAACUUAUACCAAUUGAAUCAAUCCCACAGAGCGAUGUGGCAAAAGAAUUACUAAAUCUACAAAAGAAAGAAAUACAUACAAGUCUACAUGUGAGCACAUUAGCGGAAUAUAUCAAGACUAAACGAAUACCGAGGGGUCUGCGCCUCGACAUUAAGCCUAAUUUGUGCGCAGAAGACCAGCUUUUACAACAGCGCUGGCUAGAAAUAUGCAAUAAAUGCAGCAUAGACCUGAUGGUACUUACUGUAGAAAGGCUUACCGUGAAACUGCAUGAAAUCAGAACAGCCAUAACUGCUUCUACUGCGAAACUGACAGAGGAAAGAGGCGCUGAGCAGUGCAACAAAAUCCUCAGCGACCAUAAAGAUAUCCUGGAGAGACUCCGUUCCUCCAUAACUGACAGGAAGCGCGCAAAGUUCAACAGAGACGCCAAGGACUAUCAGGAAGGAAAGGUGUACACGUGGAGAGAGGAGCGGAAGUGGCAGCGCUCCGAACACCAGCAGAGGACCGGACUGCCAGCUCCCUUCAGAAACCAACGCAGAGGUGCAUCGCAAAGCGCAUCAUACACCCAGAGAGGGGGCAGGAAAGGAUUUCCGACACAACUACAAGGCGCCUCAGCAUAUUCCACCUCUAGCGGGGAAGACCUACCUUCGUCCUCAGGCUCGGCUCCUUUUUUAGAACAGCGCUCCCCAACACAGAAGGAACAUCGGAAAGACAAACACGGCGCAAAGAAGGCCCCAGACAGAGAGAGUUAUCCGAAAAGGAAUCGCAAGCAGAUCAGGCCUUGAAAUUUUGCCCAUUCAGAAAUAUUUGAGUACUUCUAAUGGUAAAGUAUGGGUUAUUUUUCCGCUAAAAUUUGUAAAAUUUGAAAAAUUUGAAAUAUUUAUUGAAGAUUUUAGAGAGCUAUUUGUGCAAGGAAAAUUGAUUAUGAGUAAGUGGUAGGUUAAUAGUUUGGUAACAGUACCAUGUAAAUCUUACUUAUAUAAUGCUUUUAACUGGUUUUAAUAAUUUUUACUUCCAGCACUUUUUCACAGGGUUCUUAAUUGGACUACACCUUUUGCACAAUGGACUAUUUACAUGGACUUUAUGGACAUUGCUAUUCGAUUUAAUAUUCACCUUUAGGGGGAGGGUGAUAAUUGGUAAUGAAGAUCACAUUGAGGUCAUUUCCUGUUUGUAUGCUUUAAAAGUUUCAUUGAGCAUUCUGUGUAUUACACUUGACAAAGGGCCAGGAGGCUCGAAACAUGUAGUGUGAAACACAAAUAAAUUCACUUGAGCAGUUGUUCUGCCUCUCAGGCUCUUCCUUGCCUAAAUCUUAUUGUUCCAGUUUGAAGUGUACCCAGGUGGAGGUACUUAACAAGGAUUGAAGCCGACGAAUUGUAUGCAGAAGGGUUACAGGUAACAGUCACCAGACUGAUUUGAAUCUAUGGA
Molecule: messenger RNA, 1813 nt
Organism: Xenopus laevis (African clawed frog)
Lineage: Eukaryota; Metazoa; Chordata; Amphibia; Anura; Pipidae
Exons: 2
Coding region: 289-1173 (294 amino acids)
Source: RefSeq, a predicted model, not a curated record